UCCUACUAGUCCUACUGCAACUUAUUUUCACAUUCUCAAUUAGUCAUCCUCAUUCUGCACCACCAAGUACAUUAUCAUACGAAAAAACAAGCUCUCUCUCUCUCUUUCUCUCCCACAAUGCAGCAGCAAAGGAGCUGCAUUUUCUUCAUCUUCCUUGUCAUCUCUUCCUCUCCCCCUUCCAUGGCAAUGCUCAACCUCACUCUCCCUGGCCAGCAUCCCCACCCUGAAGCCGUCGUCCAAGAUGUCCACAGACGAGUGAACGUGUCGCUGUCAAGAAGACAAAUGCUAUCGUACACUGAUGCCAACCAGUCAACCCUCUGCCCGACGGGGAACCCCAUCGACGACUGCUGGCGGUGCGACACCAGCUGGCAGCUGAACCGGCAGCGCCUGGCCGACUGCGGCAUCGGCUUCGGCCAGUACGCCCUGGGAGGCAAGGGCGGCCGCUACUACGUCGUCUCCGACUCCUCCGACCACGACGCCGUGAACCUCCGCCCUCGCACCCUCCGCUGCGCCGUCAUCCAAAUAUGUUUUAAAUGA
Molecule: messenger RNA, 537 nt
Organism: Diospyros lotus (date-plum)
Lineage: Eukaryota; Viridiplantae; Streptophyta; Magnoliopsida; Ericales; Ebenaceae
Product: probable pectate lyase 12
Exons: 2
Coding region: 118-537 (139 amino acids)
Molecular function (GO): pectate lyase activity
Source: RefSeq, a predicted model, not a curated record